Molecule: messenger RNA, 540 nt
Organism: Mercenaria mercenaria
Lineage: Eukaryota; Metazoa; Mollusca; Bivalvia; Venerida; Veneridae
Product: interleukin-17F-like
Exons: 1
Coding region: 1-540 (179 amino acids)
Biological process (GO): inflammatory response
Cellular component (GO): extracellular region
Molecular function (GO): cytokine activity
Source: RefSeq, a predicted model, not a curated record
AUGCGUGAGGUAAAAAUAUCUAUUUACAUAAAAAAUGUGUUCAUAGCUCUAUUGCUACUCAGUGUAGCAAUUGCUAACCCAAUCCUUCCUAGUCAAGCUCUCUGCCAGGAACCAACGUCGUCAGAACUUAGAAGUCUCCUUUCAGAGGAUACGCAUGAGUCAUUUGGUAUGGCAAGAUAUCACCAUAUUCAAUUUAGAAAUGAUAUAAGACACUUCCAAAACGUCAGCAGAACUACAGUUCCUGGGGAGUCAACAGCGUGUAAAAGAAACCAAGAUUCUUCCCAUAUCAACACGGCAUCUAACUGCCCGUGGCGAUAUGUUUUAAACCAUGACCCUAACAGGAGACCGGAAACCAUUAUUGAAGCAAAGUGUAAUUGUAGAAGAGGACCUUGCAUCGACGAAGUGGAAAACAGUCGUUGUGAGCCUGUAAAAUACAACAUACGGAUUCUUAGGAAGUAUGGUUGUGAGAAUGGAAAAUAUCAAUAUAAACUUACUAUGGAGAGAAUAACUGUUGGUUGCACAUGUGUGAUAGGAUAUUAG